UAUCACAGAUAAGACACAUUUUUCAAUUAGUAUAUUUAUUUAAAUUAAAUCUUUUUUGAACGUUGACUAUAAUUUUAACAAUGAUUGUUUCUUAAACGUGUUUGGUUUUUAAAACAUUUGUUUCAAAUUUCAAUACAUCUUAUCACUUACGACCUAAGCACCAAGUUAACAAAAAUUGCUAUACAUUUGGACUAGUGAGUUGUUUGAGUUUGCGCAUUGGAGCAAUAUUAGAGCGUAUCUCUGAAUAUCAAUAACAAUGAAGUAUACAGAGCUCAACAUCGCUAUUUUAAAACGCGCAUGCGUUAUAAAUGUAUGGAAUAAGGAAGCUAAAAAAUCAUUACUAACAUCCCAAGUUACUGGAUGCCGAAGUAGCAUUGUGGAUACACUUCCAAAACAUUAUCGUCAAACAAAAUUAAAGAAGUAUGUUAAUAUUAUUUGAAUAUGGCCGAAUCAUUAGAAACUUUUGAAAGGUGUUGUCGUCUUUGUGCAGAAGAGCAAGAAGUAACAAUAAUGAUAUUUAGUAAAGAAGCUGAAGCCAUGCUUCUUCAAAAUAAGCUGAAUAAAUAUCUUUUGAUUGAGGUUGAAGAAGAUGAUAAGCUACCAAAAAACAUUUGUGUCAAAUGUUGUUCAAAGUUACAAACUGUAUGUGACUUUAUUGAUACUGCACGAAAAGCACAGGAUGUUUUACAAAAUCAAAGUAUGAUUUUGGAACAAACUGAGGAAAUCACUAAAACUAUAAAGGCAAACAAUGUUGAACCAGAUUAUGGAGAUGACAUAAAAUAUACAGCUAUGGAAGUAAACGUUGAUCCUAUGAUGGUAUUACAAAACUCGGAAGAUUCAAUAUUACCUGAUAAUGAAGAAAAUUCUGAAUCAAUUGAACAAGAUGUAACAUAUUUACAUGGUGUAGAUGGUGAAGAUGUUACUAUAAAGCUGAUCAAGAAGGGAGAUAAGACCUGUGACCCAAAUGAUGACAAAAAGGAUACCACGAAACCUUUUCAAUGUAUUACUUGCAACCGAGGGUUUUUUACCGAGUUAGCUUUGAAAAAUCAUUCAUGGACCCACUUUAAUGAGGACAGAGCUACUAAACCUUAUAAAUGUAGUUCUUGUAGAGAACAAUUUGAUUAUAAAAGUGAAUUAUUGAUACAUCUAAAACUACAUAGAACCUCAGGCAUGUGCUUAAUAUGUGGAAGAAUAUUCAGGACUGAUAAAAAUUUAGCUGCCCACAUGGCAGCUCAUUCAUCAUCCACUAGUAAAUCAUAUGUUUGCAAAGUAUGUGGCCGUUCAUACAAUACAAGUAGUAAUUUGAAAACUCACAGUGUAACUCACAGCACUGAAAGACCAUACAAAUGUCACUAUUGCAAGAAAAGUUUUAAACGAAAUCAAGAUUUAAAGUUCCACAUUAACCAACACACUGGGGCAAAACCAUAUAAAUGUCCAUUCUGUGAGAAAAGCUUUGCAAGUUCUGGUAAUUGCUACUCACAUAAAAGUAGGAUGCAUCCUGGUCGAAGAGUUGAAGUAAAGAAAAGGCGGGCUACAAUUUCCCGUGAAAAUCAGCCAUUACAACCACGACCUAUUGCUCCAAAGCCGACUCUUACAACAAUAAAAGCCUCUUUUAAAUAUCAGUGCACAUUAUGUGAUCAUAGUUUUCAUAAAAGAGAUAAUUAUACAUAUCACAUGUACCAGCACACAGGAGAAAAACCUUUUCAAUGUUCAUUCUGUAGUGAAAAAUUUGUUACUAGAAAAGGCCUUUUGCUUCAUCAUGACAAAUGUCAUCCUGGAAAAGAUCGUCCAUUAGCAUUAUUAUCAAGAAAUGCUUUACUCAAAUAAAAUCAUUUUACUAAAAUAUUUUAUAUCAUGAAUAUGUGUCUUGAUAUCUAAUUAGAUUAAGCAAUUUAUAUUGCCUUAGCUAUAAGAAUUAAUCAUAUAUUAUAUUUUAUAAAUAAUAAAGAAGGGUUUGACUUAGAUAAGAUAAUAUCAUUGGGAAAGAUAGUCCAUAAUUGUUGUAUGUACCAAUAUCUGUAUCAUUGAACCUAUGCUUCAUCUCUUCUCGUCUCUAUGUUAACAACCUAUGACAAAAUAGGAUUCCUUGUGUCACAAAAGAACUUGCAUGAUCAAGAUAAACAUUUAUUACUAACAUAUACAGGUUUUUUUUUUUCAAAACAAUACAUAUUUAUAAUCAUAUGCUAUGGAUAAUAAAGCACAACAAUUUCGUGAGUUAGAUUAUUUCGAUGAAGCAUUUACCAUCUUAUUAGCUUUUAUUGUAUCAUUAAAAAGACAAUACUUAUAUAAACAAAUGUAGGCAGUAAUUUUAGAUCGGUUUAUAUAAUACAUCCCAAACACAUAUUUAGUUAUUAUCUACCCCCCUGAUGAUGGGGCCAACCGAUCGAUUUUUGUUUUUUAGUUGACACUAAUCGAAUUCACAAACUAGAACUGCAUUUAAUUAGUUAGUGGAUGAAUAUAUAUUAUAUUUAUUUAGUAUUAGUAAAAAAAUGGAGUGACUUACAUUGGGAAUUGAUUUAAAAUAUACUUCAUUAUAGAAUACAGUACAAUACAGUUCAUUUUCUUAAUUUGAUUGUAA
Molecule: messenger RNA, 2578 nt
Organism: Vanessa atalanta (red admiral)
Lineage: Eukaryota; Metazoa; Arthropoda; Insecta; Lepidoptera; Nymphalidae
Product: zinc finger and SCAN domain-containing protein 2-like
Exons: 5
Coding region: 442-1827 (461 amino acids)
Biological process (GO): regulation of transcription by RNA polymerase II
Cellular component (GO): nucleus
Molecular function (GO): DNA-binding transcription factor activity, RNA polymerase II-specific; RNA polymerase II transcription regulatory region sequence-specific DNA binding; zinc ion binding
Source: RefSeq, a predicted model, not a curated record